Labrus bergylta (ballan wrasse) is the source of this 6636-nucleotide messenger RNA. RefSeq names its product protein phosphatase 1, regulatory subunit 9A (gene ppp1r9a). NCBI's taxonomy places the organism in Eukaryota, Metazoa, Chordata, Actinopteri, Labriformes, Labridae. Gene Ontology annotation, cellular component: dendrite; cytoplasm; actin cytoskeleton. Gene Ontology annotation, biological process: actin filament organization; neuron projection development; calcium-mediated signaling. Gene Ontology annotation, molecular function: actin filament binding. The record is from RefSeq and is a predicted model, not a curated record.
GUGCUUCUUUGGUGUUUGAGGGGAAACACAGACUACAAGGAUUGCUACUGUUUGGAACAAGGCUGUGAUGCAUUUGAGCCUGGUUGGCUUAAAUGCAGACCUGGAAGUGAAAGUGGUUUAAGUCACAAGAAACAGAAGGCGAAGGCUAAAGACAAGAGUGGAAAUGAAACACAUGGAUGAGUCUCCAAGCGCUCUAUAGAGGUGUGAAUGGGCCUACAGGAGCUUUAUCAUCAGUUGGAUCAGAUUAGGCAGUGCUGCGGUAGGUCAAACUAAACUCGCUAGCUCCCACUUUCUAAUGAGGCCACGGCGAUGCUGACAUCCCCUCUGAAUCCAAAGACAACAUCAUGCUGAAGACGGAGCCCUCGGGGGAGAGGACCAGCCUCCGGAGUGCCUCCCCUCACCGCAAUGCCUACCGGGCCGAGUUUCAGGCCCUCAAGAAGGCCUUUGACCAACCUCGGAUCGAUGGAGACUCCAGGCCCAAAGAUCUGGAACGGGUCAAACAACCAAGGGGCCGCCAGUAUGGCUCCCAUGUCAGCCGCAUUAAGGACAUGUUCAUGCAGAUGGGCACCGAAAACACUAAGACCAAGGUUUGUGAAGAUUCCUCGCCGCAGAAACUCGUCAAGCCCACCAACUUCGUCAACAAGGCUGAUGGAUCAAUAAUAAAACUUCAGCAUUCCGCAUCGUCUGACAGGGUCGGAGGUGCCGGAGCGAAAUUCUCUGAAACCAGGAAACUGUUCGAGCAGCAGUCACGUGACCAGUCCCAAUCACCAGUCUUUCCAUUAGGACGAGAUAAACGAGGUUCCCAUGAGCACCUUGAUGACUGGCGAGGUACAAGGUCUAAUCGAGGCAGUACGGACUCCUUGGACUCCCUCUGCUCCAGAACAGAGGCGUCCUCACCAACUGUUAGUCAACUCAGCGCUGUUUUUGAAAACGUCGACCACCACAAUCAAGGAAUUAACCACAAGGGAGUCAGCAGAAGGGCCCUCUACUCACCAGACGGUUUCCAAAGACCCGGAGGCGACCUCAGUGAGGAUGAUUCUCGACAGUCUCCAGUUCGUGGAAGCUAUCGUACAAAGUUAGGGGGAAAGUUUCCAACAUCUUCUUCUGCUGAAGACCUUCUGAGCCCCAGUCCAGGAAGAGAAACUUCUGAGCUGAAACCAGUGUCAAAAGAGGAAGAAGCCCAAGACAAAACAAACAAGGUCAAUACUACAGUUGGAGAUAGACAGCGACUCCCUGGGGUCACCACCAAUGGAAGUCAGGUCAAUGGUUCUUAUGAAGAAGACGAGAAGCCGUCAGAAACAAGAAAACAUGCUGGGGAUGUAGGGGUGUCCAAACCUUCCAAACCUCUAGAUGAAGCUGUGAUUACCAACAAAGCUUUUGAAGAUGCAACCCCUGAGCCACUGCCGACCCCGACUACCCCAGCCGGGGAAAGCCAGGAUGAUCGUUUAAGAGAAGACAAGACGUCUGGAUCUCCCAAGGACGAGGCAGAGGAACCUGACGAGGAUUACACUGGCAAUGAGCGGGUGAUUUUUAACGCAGACGGGGACGCCUGUUACCAGGGUUGGGGGGAAAGCUGCACAGAUCCCGAGGAUGACCUCUACGGAGACGAUGAAGAUAUUGUCUAUGACCCUGGCUGUGACCUGACGGAGAUCCCAGGUCUACCACAAGAAAACCAAGAGGACAUCCCUCCUAAAAGGAAGAUCCGCUUCAGCACUUGUCCCAUCACAGUGUUCAACACCUACUCCAAUGAGGACUACGACCGGCGAAAUGAAGAGGUGGAUCCAGUUGCCUCCUCCGCAGAGUACGAGCUGGAGAAGAGGGUGGAGAAACUGGAGCUGUUCCCUGUGGAGCUGGAGAAAGAUGAGGACGGUCUGGGGAUCAGCAUCAUCGGGAUGGGUGUCGGUGCGGAUGCUGGACUGGAGAAACUGGGAAUCUUCGUCAAGACUGUCAUCGAGGGAGGAGCUGCAGAGAGGGACAGCAGGAUCAAGGUGAACGACCAGAUCGUGGAGGUGGAUGGGACCAGUUUGGUGGGCGUCACACAGAGCUUUGCUGCCUCCGUUCUCAGAAACACCUCAGGAGUGGUCAGGUUUGUGAUUGGCCGCGAGCGUCCGGGCCAGCAGAGCGAGGUGGCCACACUCAUCCAGCAGACCCUGGAACAGGAGAGGAGACAGAGAGAGCUGCUAGAGCAACAGUACGACUAUGACGCUGACGAUGACGAGCAGACUGGAGAGUACGCCACAGAUGAAGAGGACGGGGGGACAACAGUGGCUGGCGGGGACAAGAGCAUCGAGGUGUUUGAUUUGCCAGAGUCAGAGGACAUCUUGUCUCCCUCGGAGUUGGAUGCCAAUAAACUCUACCAGAAAUUCAGAGAGCUCCAGAUCAAACACACAGUGACCGAGGCCGAGAUCCAGAAGCUCAAAAACAAGCUGGCUUCGGUGGAGAGGGAGAAGCAGCGCUGGGAGAAGGAAAAGAGUCAGCUGAAGGCCAGCAUCGAGGAGAACAAGGAGAGGAUGCUGAAGCUGGAGAGCUACUGGAUCGAAGCGCAGACCCUCUGCCACACGGUCAACGAACACCUGAAGGAAGCCCAGGCACAGUACCAGACUCUGGAGAAGAAGUACAACAAAGCCAAGAAACUUAUCAAAGACUUCCAGCAGAAAGAGGUGGAGUUUAUCCAGAAGGAGGAUACAGAGAGGAGGCGGCUGGAGGAGUCUGAGAAAGCUCACCUGGCUGAGAUCCAGGGCCUGCAAAUACGGAUUGCAACGUUGGAGUCGGAGCUAAUGCAGCUGAUGAAGCAGAACGGCAUCCAGGUCAACAACAACAACAGCAACAGCGCCGAGAGGCUCAGCGCUCAGCAGAACAGCCCUAAAAGAGCUGCAGUGCAAGCUAGAGACCUGAGGGAGGAUUUGACCCACUCACCCAGCAAGAAGAAGAGCUUCAGAGGAGUCACCCGAGACAGCAUGAGCUCCACAGAGGGAGAGGUCUCAGAGUGGCACAGCAGUCCAGUCCACAGUCGUUCUGGUUCGAUUCGCAGCGCAGCCCCUGGCAGUGCCGAAAGCUCCCCCAGAAAAUCAAUGAAUCCCCCGUUUGGCACAGGAGGUUUCCAGGACGGUUCUCAGUCUCCAGCGAAGUCCAACCCCUCUCGCAGUCUGGAGGAACGCAACCAGGCUCUGGACCCCGGGUCCCCCCUCAGGAAAACCACAUUGAAGGAAAAAGAUCCAAGAGCCUCACCUGGAAACAGCUCCACAGAGCCAUCAGCAGAGGACAGUCCACAGAAACUCAAAGCAAAGAACUCUCUUACAUGGCCCCACUUCUUCUCCUAUUCAUAUUAUUUGGGGCCAUCUCUGAACGAUGACCUGAGUGCCAGCAGCAGCAGCUCAGUGGAGAUCAGCGGGCUGAGCGAAGCCAAGAUGUCGGGACGCUCACACACACUGGUGCUCUCCUCAGACGAGAGCCUGGAUAUGAUAGAUGAUGAGAUUUUAGACGAGGGACAGCUUCCAAAGCAGAAUCAAAACCGCAGCGUCACAGAGUGGACCUCCCAGCAAGUGGCCCGCUGGCUCACAGGCCUCAACUUAGAACAUCAUAUCCCAGAAUUCACUGCCAAAAACGUAGACGGAGAACAGCUUCUGCAACUGGAGAGCGAUGAACUCAAGGCCCUCGGAGUAACAUCUUCCCAGGACCGUGCCCUGAUCAAGAAAAAGAUAAAAGACCUUAAAGUUCUGAUGGACAAGGCCAAGAGGAACCGAGAGAAACUGGAGAAACAACGCGAGAAGCUACGGAAGAGAGAGCUGGAGCAGCAGCAGAAAGACAAUGUUACAGAGUGAUAUGAUUUGUAAGAUCACCUCCUGCUUUGACGUAGCACCCCCACCACGUAGCAUCUGGAGGAACAGAACUUUUAGGAGGCCUCAAAAUGAACCCUGAGGAAUGCCUUCCUGAGAAGUUCAAAAGUUCUCAGUGGUGGAGCUACAUCCAGCUGUCUGAGAUUGUCGGGUGACUUUAUCCCCAAGUAAAUUAAACCAAAACAAGCAGCUGGAUAAUGAAUGCUGCCCUAUUCGUCUGCCUGGUUUGACACCCAUCCUGUGGUUUUCGCCAUCACAGAAUUUACUCAGUUCUAUAUGUUUAGCUGUAAAUUUGGUUUAUUUAUUCAUAUCCUGAGUAAGUCUGUUAAAAGUCUCCCUUAUCCUCAUCCAAUACCAUCUUCUGAGCCUUCAAUAUUAUCCAUCACAGCACCUUUAGCUAUAACAACCAUGUACGUGUACAGUGAUGAAUACAGAUACAAAAAUGUCUGAUGUGCCAUUUUGAUAGACUUUUUUUGAGUGGAGAGAUACAUACUGUAGGAAGCAGUACCUCUCUUCCACCACUGGGUGUCCCCAUGCUGCUUACUUUAACAACUGAAGAAGAAACACAGGAACCGAAGUGGGAAACAUUUUUCAUUGGGAGAAACUCCAUCUCUCAGUGCUGACAAGAACACUGGAAGUGCAAACACUGUAAAUGUAAACUCUGUACUAGCUUUUUCCAAUUCUCCUUACAGUAAACAUGUACCACAAAGUUUGAAUGAACACAGGGACACACUGUUCUCAUCAGACUGGUUCUAAUGGAGAAUUCAGGUACAAUGUAAUGAUGGGAUUUGUAAUUUACCAAACCUGUAUGACAAAAAAAGUGUUAAAAUGAAAGCUUCUCCUUAUAUGCAUAAUGUUGCUUUUACUCGGCUUGUGACCUGCUUUUGACCUCUUUUUAUAUUCUAACUCAAUAACAAAGUAAUACCCCGCCGCUGCCUUUAGAAAUUCUAGACUUGUAGAAUUUUUCUGAACUCUACCCGCUUCUGUGAGAGUGUCCAAACACAUUUAGUAGACUAAAAAUAUGUUCCAAUUAUUUCCUCAAACUUAUAGGUCAAUGUCACCUUGCAAAAUACUUCGAUCAUAUUUGCUGCCAUAUAGAUCGGUCUUUUCUGUGAUCAAGGACUGAUGCAGUGAGUCCAGGACUACUGAUGUUACACUGGAAAUAUAGUUUAAUUUUUUCUUAUGAAACCAGUUCAAUAAUACUUAAACCAUUUUUGAUUUUCUUUGUUGAUAUAAUUCUUUGAAAUUAUUUUGAUAUAUGUAUUUAAUGAAAUUCUUGUUUUAAGGCUGAGGCUCACUGAGAGACAUGCGCCCUGUGUCACUUCUUUAUCAUUCCCGAGAAUCCUCGUGUAGGUUUACAUCAAAGCUCCUGUGAGGAACAUUCAGUUUGUGUCCAUUUUGCACCCCCCCCCCCCCCAUACUAUGGACAAAGCAGACUUUCCUGAUUUUUGUUUUGUACAUGUGUGAGGAGUGUUUUUUUUUUUCUUCAACAAAAAUCUCAGCCUGCUUUCUUUUAACUGUCAAAACAUCAAUAUUUGAGAAUCUUUGCUGUGAAAUAUGUAAAGAAAAAAAAAAAGUCAACCAUGUACAGGUCAUCACUUCGACUAACUCCUACCCCACGACACAGGUUUCAGGUAUUCAAAAAAUGACAGAAAUUGUUUAUCUUAAUUCUAAUUGUCUAGUUUGAUUUUGUAGGUCAUAUAGAAGCUUCAGUAUUAAUUUAAAUCUGUUUCAUAUCCAAGUAAAAACUCCUCACAGGAGCUUUAAAUAUAGAGACACCAGUGUCACCGUGAUUUAGAAACAAAGGCAGCUUUGUUAGGAUUCCCUUUCCUCUGAAGGGCCCCUGCCUGGUGCACGAUCAGAAACAGGAAUAAUAGUACGAGUUACAGAUACCUCCAUGAAAUGCCACAGUUAUACAGGUACCACUGAUCUGUUCAUGUUAUUUAUUUAUUUCUGUAUUUAAUGAAGAAACUGACUACUGUUUAUGAUAACUUAUACAAAAUAAGAGUAUUAUUAACACCUAGAUGAUUUAUCCAGAAUUGUAUGAUGACUUCCUCUUGCCAAAAUAUAAUGAAAACUGUUCAUUAAAGGUGAUUUAGAUUCAAAUGGUUAUCAAAUGAAGUACUUCAUGUUUAGAUAUGCAACGUGUGAAGAAAGCAUUACAACUCUCCCCAUUGUGCUUGUAGUUUGAAUUAAAUACAACCAUAGAGCUGCUCCAGUGCUCCUCCAAUAAUCUGCUCAUGAUGUGUUCUUAUGAAAUAUUUUGUAACACUUGAACCUUCCUGUGAAUAUCCUCCUCUCUCCCCCCCUCUCUCUUUCUCUCUCUCCUUGUUGUGUCAGACUGCUGACUGCGCUCUUUCAACUCUUUUGUAUUUCAAGUAAAACACAGAGCAAUACGCUGUAAGAAUCCUAAAGAAGCCUUGUUUUAUAUUGUGUCAGUGUGUAUGCACAGUUUGUAUGAGGGCUGAGGAGGCUUAAAGGUCACACCUGAGGCCCAAAAUCUUUUCUAUGAGCUUGCCUGGCAUGAUGAAACCCAUCUAUGGAUGAGACACCUGGUGCUGGUGCACCUGGCUGGCGGGAAUACAAAAUGUCUGAGUAGUGUCUGGGCCUGUUUGACAAAGAGCAAAAAAAAAGAUAAUCACCACAAACUGUUAGCCAUGCUUUCACUGUUUUAAAAAGCUCUGCUUAUUCCCCUCCUCCUCCUCCUUUGUUGACAUUACCUUGCUCUUUUUUUUUCGCAUUCUGAAAAGUUGGAAAGUGCAGCUACCUGUCACUCUGAAUAAAAUGUGCAGCCACUGUC